CUAAUCUCCUCAUUGUUGGAGCAUUGUUUUAUUUUUAAUGCUGUUAAAUAAUUUUUAAAAACGUUUUAACUAGAUAACAUAUAUGCUAUUGAACUACAAAUCAAGUUUAUUUCCAGGUUCUUAAACCAGUGGCUUUUACGCACAUUUAGUGGUUUUACUCAGGUGUAAACCAGGUAUGACCAGGUCAGAUAUUGAUAUAAUAUGUCUUGUGAAGGCUGCUCAUGACAUGCAGGGACUGUCAGCUUUAGACGGGGAAUUAUUUUUAUAUACACGAUGAUGUGCUUUGAUGUGAAGCCGCAGAUUUCUGGGCUGGCAUUUCAAAUUCAGGCCACUCCCUUCUCUGACGUUAUAAAAAUCCUGGGAGGCCAAAUGAUAAAUUUGUCAGAAGAGAUCUGAAGACACAUCGAGUCUCUCAGCGGCGUUUGGUGUAACUUCUUCUUCUUCUUCUUCUGAGUCCAAUUCAAACAUCAAAUGGAGACGAAAAAGGAUAAUUCAUCAAAACAGGAGGACCCAAACAAAAUAACAGAGGAUGCAAUGUCGUCUCAAAUGGAUCUUGAGGCUGCACUGAAGGAAUGCUCCUCCGCUCUGGAUCUGUUUUUAAACAACAGGUUUUCUGAUGCUUUGACUCUCUUAAGACCCUGGAAGGAUAAGAGCAUGUACCAUGCAAUGGGCUAUAGCAGCAUCUUGGUGAUGCAGGCAGGCAUGACCUUUGAACCGAAGGACAUGGAUGCUGCCAUGGCGUCACUGAGGGAAUCCCUGCAGACAUGCCAAAGAUUUAGAAAGAAAACUGGAAUAGUGGAGACUUUAACCAGCUUAUGGUACAGACAACCAGCUGACAAUCUGACAGAGGAGGAGAUGCAUGCAGAGCUGUGUUACGCUGAAGUUCUGCUGCAGAAAGCAGCGCUCACAUUCCUGGAUGAGAGCAUCAUUGGCUUCAUCAAAGGAGGGAUGAGAAUUCGAAACAGCUAUCAGAUUUUCAAGGAUUGCCAAGUCUAUGCCAGCGCCUCAAAAGACACUGAAAAACAGAAGAGCACACACGUUCAUUUUAGAGGAGGUGUCAGCAUGGGCAUUGGAUCAUUUAAUCUGAUGCUGUCUCUGCUCCCAACCAGAGUCCUCAGACUGAUGGAGUUUUUGGGCUUCUCAGGAGACAGGGAAAUGGGAUUGUCAGAGUUGAGAGAGGGAGCAGCCGGCAACAGCCUGCGCUCAGUCCUCAGCACUAUGACUCUGCUGAUGUAUCAUCUCUACAUUUCAGUGAUUCUGGGUACCGGUGAACCAAACCUUACCGAAGCAGAAGCCCUGCUAGAGCCCUACAUUGACAAGUUCCCCAAUGGAGCCCUCAUUCUUUUCUACAUUGCAAGAAUUGCUGUGCUUAAAGGAAACUUCACAUUUGCCCAGGAGAAGUUCCUGGCAUGUAUCGGAGCACAGCAGGAGUGGCGUCAGAUUCAUCACUUGUGUUACUGGGAGCUGAUGUGGGCAUACUCUUUCGAACAGAAUUGGAGGGAGGCGUAUCGAUACGCUGACCUGCUCUGCAAAGAGAGCAAGUGGUCCCAGGCCACCUACAUGGCUCAGAAAGCUGCCAUCCUGAGCAUGCUGCCAGAGGAAGAGGUGACUGAGCUGAAAGAAAACGUGGUGGAGCUAUACAGGCAGGUGGACAGUCUCAGACUGAGGAUUGCUGGGAAGUCGAUUCCCACGGAGAAGUUUGCAGCGCUCAAAGCACAGCGAUACUCCUCCCCUAACCCUGUGAAACUAGUCGUGCCUGCUCUGGAAAUGAUGUAUGUAUGGAAUGGUUUCACAGUAGUUGGCAAAAGACCCGAGCUGACGAAAAACAUCUUGAUGACCUUGGAAGAGGCAGAGGACAAGCUCAGAGAAGAUCCAAACCCAUCAGAGUAUCACCUGGAUGACCUGUGCGUUAUUCAGCUUCUGAAGGGCCUGUGUUUAAGACAUUUGGGGCAUCUGGUGCAGGCGGAGCUCUGCUUCAAUCACGUCAUCUCCAGUGAAACUGAUAUCGCACACUACAAGUACCUGGUGCCGUUUACCAUGUAUGAGCUGGGCCUGUUGCACAAGCAGAAAGGUGACAUCAACACAGCCAUCACUGUGAUCGAAAAUGCCAAAACAAACUACAAAGACUACCACAUGGAGUCGAGGUUACACUUCCGCAUCCACGCAGCGCUCAACACCAUGGGCUCUUUUUUGGCCAAACUUCCACCUUCACGCACGCCAGCUUAACAGAGUCCAU
Messenger RNA from Plectropomus leopardus (leopard coralgrouper), 2236 nucleotides. RefSeq names its product tetratricopeptide repeat protein 39B-like. Lineage: Eukaryota; Metazoa; Chordata; Actinopteri; Perciformes; Serranidae. The record is from RefSeq and is a predicted model, not a curated record. Gene Ontology annotation, molecular function: protein binding.